CACCCACCCCACCCCCCCAACAACCAACCUGGCAGGCAACAAGCGUCGCAGUCUCUCCUCUCAAGGAGGCCUGCUGAAUAGGAUGUUCGGCGGCGGUUCCAGCUCCGCCGCCUCCAAGUCCGUGAGCGGGUCGGCUUCAGAUUCGGGCAGCAGUGGAAAGGACAGGUCGAGCAGCAAGUCGCCCUCCCCCGAGAAGGAGGCGCCGGGCAAUGGAGGCGCGUCUCCCAAAUCCAUCAAGUCCACCGACCAGUCUACCGCCGGCGACACUCAAACCGGCAACGGGAGUCCACCGAGCGCUGGUAGCUCGUCCGAUAGCAAGAAGAAGCGGAGCAGUGGGGUGAGCGGUAGAGCCAGCAGCCUGAUUGCCCAAGCCAAAAAUACUCUGUUUACUCAAGUUGCGAACCGUAACAGCGGUGAUAUGAGUACUGACUCCAAGAACUCUAAUCAGACUUCCUUGCAAAAGCUCGGCAAGCAAGAUCAGGCCCUUGCUGUUCCUCAAGGCCAGCACAACAAUGCCGCUGGUGAAUCACUCCCCGGGCCGCGCUCCACGUUCAAGGUUGGUGUCUGGGAGGACCGCAACAAGAAGUGCAGACGUACUAUGGAAGACACACAUGCUUUCCUCUACAACUUUCUCCAUACUCCUGCCCCUGUUUUGGGCGCCGAGGGCUCGGCUCAGAAGCAAUCAAAAUCGGCGAACGAAUCACAUGAGAAGCGCAGUAGUAGUUCCGCCAGUCAGAAUGCAGACAUGAUCGAGACGGACAAUGGCUACUUUGCUAUUUUCGAUGGCCAUGCCGGCACCUUUGCUGCUGACUGGUGCGGCAAGAAGCUCCACAUAAUCCUUGAGGAUAUCAUCAAGAAGAACCCGAAUGCUCCUAUACCGGAACUCCUUGAUCAAACGUUUACCACUGUGGACACCGAGCUAGAAGCGCUUCCGCUCAAGAAUAGUGGCUGCACGGCUGCCGUUGCGGUUCUGCGCUGGGAGGACCGAGUUCCGAGUAACCAGUCGGCGACCGGCUCUCAAGCUAUCGCCCCCGCGGUUGUCAAGGCCACUGAGGAUGCUCUUAAGGUGGAGGAUGGGCAGUCCGAGAAAAGCCUCAACUCUUCAAUCCCGGAAGCUACACACGCCAAGUUGAAGAAUUCUGCCACAAGACAGAGGGUGCUCUAUACAGCCAAUGUGGGAGAUGCUCGCAUCGUCUUGUGUCGCUCUGGCAAGGCGUUGCGCCUGUCAUAUGACCACAAAGGCAGCGAUGAAAAUGAGGGCAAGCGUAUAGCAAACGCUGGAGGUCUGAUCCUGAACAACCGCGUAAACGGAGUCCUUGCUGUCACCAGAGCUCUUGGCGAUACUUAUAUCAAAGACCUCGUCACUGGUCAUCCUUACACCACGGAGACGGUUAUCCAACCGGAUUGGGACGAGUUCAUGAUUAUUGCUUGCGAUGGGCUUUGGGACGUUUGCUCGGAUCAGGAAGCAGUCGACCUUGUGCGCGAUAUCCAGGAACCGGUGAUUGCGGCCAAGAAACUGGUCGAUCAUGCUCUGUCUCGUUUCAGCACCGAUAACCUCUCAUGUAUGAUUGUCCGGUUCGACAAACAAGCCCUGCUUGAGAACCAGAACAACAAAGACAGUGCCAUUGGCGUCGAGGGCGAUGCGACUACGGCUGCGGGCACGGUUACCGAGUCGGAGAAGAUUGUCACGGCAACUAAGCAGAAGAUUGCGGAGGGUAGCACACCGGCGGUUGGGAUAUCUGCGAGCAACUUUGGUCGCGGUCACGACCCCACACCCCUCGAGGACGGAGAGAAGAAGCCAUUUGUCCCUACUACCAUCGAAGGUUCUGUGGAAGAAGAGCCAGUUGUCCCCAGUGACUCUCCAGAGGCGACCUCGGACGGUUCCGUGACGGCAAUGAAGUUAGAUUCGGUGCCUGAAGCGAAGAAGUCUUUGGACGCGUAGUGUCUUUGACUACUAGCUGCAGGUCAUGGCCGCAAGCUAGGAUAUCGGGGCCUAUAUCACGUCUGAUGCGAUUGCUUCCUCAUCUUGGCAUUUCUUGGAGUCGGCGGGUAGCCACCACAAACUUUGGGGAGGAAUUGGAGUGAAGAGCUGGCCUUCAUGCUGUAUUUCGACAUCCGAGGACACGGUGACAUAUAAGAUAGGGAUCUAUGUUGGGAGGGGAAGCAGGAGUAUGGGGGUCGUCUUCAUCAAGCCAGUCAUUUCGAGUUGUUUGUGCUAUGCUAAGAGAAUACUUUUCUCAUCUCUACUUUUUUGUCACCACCCAUUUCUAUGGUGCAUUUGAUGUAUCUUUGCUGUCAUCAGUUGCCCAUUUUUCGUCCU
Messenger RNA from Neurospora tetrasperma FGSC 2508, 2320 nucleotides. RefSeq lists its product as uncharacterized. Bases 83 to 1942 code for a protein of 619 amino acids. Gene Ontology annotation, biological process: protein dephosphorylation. Gene Ontology annotation, molecular function: cation binding; protein serine/threonine phosphatase activity. The record is from RefSeq and is a predicted model, not a curated record. Lineage: Eukaryota; Fungi; Ascomycota; Sordariomycetes; Sordariales; Sordariaceae. The transcript has 2 exons.